Molecule: messenger RNA, 1410 nt
Organism: Punica granatum (pomegranate)
Lineage: Eukaryota; Viridiplantae; Streptophyta; Magnoliopsida; Myrtales; Lythraceae
Source: RefSeq, a predicted model, not a curated record
AUUGAGAUGAUAUCUGUCAGUGGAGAGGGCUCUUCUUCUCUUCUCCAUCCAUUUUCUUCCCCCACCACGAAACGGGCGGGGAUUAUACGAAACGGGGGGAGAAGGAAUGCUAAACGUUUCUUCUGGAAAGUACGAUCCCUGAGAAUUGAAUACUCGCCGGGGUUUUGGGUAUAGUACGGUGGAGUGGAGGUGUGAGAAGAUAUGCAAGAUAUACACUCGAUCGCCGGGGGGCGGAUAUUCGGCGGCGGGGGCGGCGGCGGCGCGGGGGACCGGAGGCUGCGGCCCCACCACCACCACCCCCAGAGCAGCCACCUCCACCAACAGGCGCUCAAGUGCCCGCGCUGCGACUCGCUCAACACCAAGUUCUGCUACUACAACAACUACAACCUCUCCCAGCCCCGCCACUUCUGCAAGAACUGCCGCCGGUACUGGACUAAGGGCGGCGUCCUCAGGAACGUCCCCGUCGGCGGCGGCUGCCGCAAAACCAAGCGGUCCAAGCCCAAACCUUCUGCUUCCGCCGAGCCGGCAACGGCCAUGGCUGAAGCCGUCACGACAACGACGAGUGCCGCGCCGCAUGCGAUGGACCUUAAGACGAGCUCCCAUUCAAGCAGCGAGAGCUCCAGCCUCACUGCAACGACCACCGCAGCGGCUGCGGAGGCUGUGUCGGCGACCUCCUCGGUAUCGCCCUCGAGCUUCUUCAACAUUCACGAUUACAAGUCGAUUAUCGAGCAGACCAUGAACCCGCCGGCCCCGGGCAGCCACGGCUUCGACCAAGGCUUGCUAGAGCAAAGCUCCGGCUGCGGGCUGUUCUCCGAGAUAGGGAACUUCUCGAGCCUGAUCACGUCUGCCGCCGAGCCGUUGCUGUUCGGGUUCGGCGGCGUCGUAGAUCAAAGCAACCAGUGGAGUAGUAGUCAGCAAGCGCAGGAUCAGGAGCAGAAGCUUCAGCAAGGAGCUGGAGAGAUCCCAUCAUCAGACGGCAGCGGUCCGUUCCUCGAUCAGACGGUCCAGGUUGAUCUACCUGGUUUGCCGGGCAAGCCGUCAGGCAACGAAGCGUUCGGGCCGUUGGAUUGGCAGCCCGCCGCCGAUCAAGGGCUGUUCGAUAUCACCUGCGGCGUCGAUCAAGCGUACUGGGGUCAGAACGCUCAGUGGGCUGAUGAAGAUCAUCAGCACGGCCUCUACCUCCCGUAAAUCUCUCUCACUCCUUAGUCCUUAACCCAUCAACAACGCAUGAUGAAAAAAGAAAAAAGAAUUUCUUAUAGAAGAUAAAUCAAAUUUCAAAUCCAAGAUAUGAAUAUAUAUAUAUAUAUAGAGUAUAAAUAUAUGUAUGUCUUCAUCAUCAUCAUAUGACUGUAAAUUUUUUUGGCAUAAGUUCACUCUGAUGAUUGCAAGAGAGUUUUGAGCUUUGAUCUU